This is a messenger RNA of Symbiodinium sp. CCMP2592, 5259 nucleotides long. NCBI's taxonomy places the organism in Eukaryota, Dinophyceae, Suessiales, Symbiodiniaceae. The record is from the annotation of a GenBank genome assembly.
AUGGAGGAGAUGGCGGAGAAGACCCCGCAGAAGCCCUCCAAGCACCCUGACAGCAAGGCUAAGGGCGGCACCCCGAGGCGCAAACGAGGCAAAUGCACCCCUUCCGUGAAGCGACAGCUGGACUUUGACACCCCCAGCACCACGAAGAAGCCCAAAAAGGCGAAGCGGGAGCCUCCGGCCACACCAUGUGAGAGUGCGAAAAAUGAUGAUUUGUCGGAAGUCGACAGUGAUGAUGAUGAUGACGAUGACCUCUUCAAGGGCAAGUUUGGUAGAGUGGCUCCACACAAAGCCACCAAAGCCAAAAAGGCCAAGGCGGAGCAGGCGGAGGAGGAGAAGGGCGAGAGUGGCGACGAGGGCGACACCCCGCUCGUCAAGGAGCACAGCAAGGAGAAGCCUGAUGAUGAUGAGAAGCUCGACAAGGAGCCCGAGGAGCAGACCGUCCCUCCCAUCGAUGAUUUGCUUUUGGCUUUGCUCCCUGCCAGCCAGUCUAAGCUUCUCGGUUUCAUUCAUUCGAAACUGACAGUUGCAGCCAGCAAGAAGCUAAGCAUUGAGGUUCCUUUCGAUGGGUCAGAACUAAGGUGCGAUGUUGCCCACUUCGCUGCGAUCCUGCAGUCCGAGGACAUUUUGACCCUGGACGAUGCUGUGGAUGCCCUCAGCGACUUGACAGGCGACUGGACACGGCAGCUCGGCGAAACCGCUCGUCUGGCUGCAGACUCCCUGACGUUGAAGGGCAAACGAGCCCUGAUGCAGUGGACGGAACUGCAGCUCAUGGACUUGAGCACGAUGUGGCGAGGUUUUGGCAUGAAGAGCCCCAGGCUGCCGACAGAGAACUAUGUGGUCACUGGGCCAAUUCUCAAACUCUGGGAAGGGAGUAGAAUAGGCGAGUGGGAGUUUCCACAGAGUCUGCCGACAGAGAACAUUAUAUGUCAUUGGGCAAGUUCUGAAAUCCGGCAAAAGAGCAAAAUAAGCGAGUGCGAGAUUUCUCAGAGUUUGCCGACAGAGGGCAAUGUUGCCAUUGGGCGAGUUCUCAGACUUUGUGAAGAGAGCACAAACUGUCAAUGGGAGUUUUCGACAGAGGGCAAUGUGGUCAUUGGGGGAGUUCUCAGAAUCUGGGAAGAGAGCAGAAUCGGCGACUGGGAGUUUUCUCAGAGACUGCCGACAGACACUCAUGUGGUCAUUGGGCGAAUUCUCAGACUCUGCGAAGACAGCAGAAUCGGCGAUUGGGAGUUUUCUCAGAGUCUGGCGACAGCGGGCAAUGUUGUCAUUGGGCGAGUUCUCAGACUCUGGGAAGAGAGCACAAUCGGCGACUGGGAGUUUUCUCAGAGUCUGCCGACAGAGAACUAUGUGGCCAUUGUGCGAGUUCUCAGACUCUGGGAAGAGACCAAAAUGGGUGAAUGGGAGUUUUCUCAGCUGGCAGAGAACUAUGUGGUCAUUGGGCGAGUUCUCAGACUCUGCGAAGAGAGCAGAAUCGGCGACUGGGAGAUUUCUCAGAGGCUGCCGACAGACACUCAUGUGGUCAUUGGGCGAAUUCUCAGACUCUGCGAAGAGAGUAGAAUCGGCGAAUGGGAGCUUUCUCAGAGUCUGCCGACAGAGAGCUAUGUGGUCAUGGGGCGAGUUCUCAGGCUCUGGGAAGAUCGAGAGCACAAUCGGCGACUGGGAGUUUGCUCAGAGUCUGCCGACAGAGAACUAUAUGGUCAUUGGGCGAGUUCUCAAACUCUGCGAAGAAAGCAGAAAAAGGGUGACUGGGAGUUUUCCCAGAAUCUGCCGACAGAGGACUAUGUGGUCAUUGGGCGAGUUCUCAGACUAUGGGAAGAGAGCAGAAUCGGCGACUGGGAGAUUUCUCAGUGGCUGCCGACAGACACUCAUGUGGUCAUUGGAAUCGGCGACUGGGAGUUUUCUCAGAGUCUGGCGACAGAGAACUAUGUGGUCAUUGGGCGAGUUCUCAGACUCUGCGAAGAGAGCAGAAUCGGCGACUGGGAGAUUUCUCAGAGGCUGCCGACAGAGGGCAAUGUUGUCAUUGGGGGAGUUGUCAGACUCUGGGAAGAGAGCACAAUCGGCGACUGGGAGUUUUCUCAGAGUCUGGCGACAGAGAACUGUGUGGUCAUUGGGCGAGUUCUCAGACUCUGGGAAGAGAGCACAAUCGGCGACUGGGAGUUUUCUCAGAGUCUGCCGAGAAAGAACUAUGUGGUCAUUGGGCCAAUUCUCAAACUCUGGGAAGAGAGCACAAUCGGCGACUGGGAGUUUGCUCAGAGUCUGCCGACAGAGAACUAUAUGGUCAUUGGGCGAGUUCUCAAACUCUGGGAAGAGAGCAGAAAAUGGGUGACUGGGAGUUUUCCCAGAAUCUGCCGACAGAGGGCAAUGUUGCUAUUGGGGGAGUUCUCAGACUCUGUGAAGACAGCAGAAUCGGCGAAUGGGAGCUUUCUCAGAGUCUGCCGACAGAGGGCAAUGCUGUCAUUGGGGGAGUUCUCAGACUCUGGGAAGAGAGCACAAUCGGCGACUGGGAGUUUUCUCAGAGUCUGCCGACAGAGAACAAUGUGGUCAUUGGGCGAGUUCUCAGAUUCUCAGACUCUGGGAAGAGAGCACAAUCGGCGACUGGGCGAUUUCUCAGAGGCUGCCGGCAGCAAUGUUGUCAUUAGAAGAAAUCUCAGACUCUGGGAAGAGAGCACAAUCGGCGACUGGGAGUUUUCUGAGAGUCUGGCGGCAGACACUCAUGUGGUCAUUGGGCGAAUUCUCAGACUCUGCGAAGACAGCAGAAUCGGCGACUGGGAGUUUUCUCAGAGUCUGCCGACAGAGAACUAUGUGGUCAUUGGGCGAGUUCUCAGACUCUGGGAAGAGAGCAGAAUCGGCGAAUCGGAGUUUUCUCAGAGUCUGGCGACAGAGAACUGUGUGGUCAUUGGGCGAGUUCUCAGACUCUGGGAAGAGAGCACAAUCGGCGACUGGGAGUAUUCUCAGAGUCUGCCAACAGAGAACGAUGUGGUCAUUGGGCGAAUUCUCAGACUCUGCGAAGAGAGUAGAAUCGGCGAAUGGGAGUUUUCUCAGAGUCUGCCGACAGAGGGCAAUGCUGUCAUUGGGCGAGUUCUCAGGCUCUGGGAAGAGAGCACAAUCGGCGACUGGGAGUUUGCUCAGAGUCUGCCGACAGAGGACUAUGUGGUCAUUGGGCGAAUUCUCAGACUCUGCGAAGAGAGCCGAAUCGGCGAAUGGAAGUUCGGAGUUGUCUCAGAGUCUGCCGACAGCGAACUAUGUGUUUUCUCAGAGUUGGCGACAGAGAACUGUGUGGUCAUUGGGCGAGUUCUCAGACUCUGGGAAGAGAGCAGAAUCGGCGAAUCGGAGUUUUCUCAGAGUCUGGCGACAGAGAACUGUGUGGUCAUUGGGCGAGUUCUCAGACUCUGGGAAGAGAGCAGAAUCGGCGAAUCGGAGUUUUCUCAGAGUCUGGCGACAGAGAACUGUGUGGUCAUUGGGCGAGUUCUCAGACUCUGGGAAGAGAGCACAAUCGGCGACUGGGAGUAUUCUCAGAGUCUGCCAACAGAGAACGAUGUGGUCAUUGGGCGAAUUCUCAGACUCUGCGAAGAGAGUAGAAUCGGCGAAUGGGAGUUUUCUCAGAGUCUGCCGACAGAGGGCAAUGCUGUCAUUGGGCGAGUUCUCAGGCUCUGGGAAGAGAGCACAAUCGGCGACUGGGAGUUUGCUCAGAGUCUGCCAACAGAGGACUAUGUUGUCUUUGGGAAUGGCACUGGCUUGUGCCAGGAGUAUACUGGCUCGAACCAGGCUGGGGCGGCGGCCGAUGUGCAAUUGACCGUGCUGGAUGGUUGGACCGGUGUGCGAGUGCCGCUGUGCGUGCUGGAUGGGCGGGCGGCCUUAACCGUGCUGGAUGGCUUAACCGUGCUGGAUGGAUACCGGCUCGAAGACCCAGAGGAGAAGCAGCUCUUCCUCAGCCGCUUCCUGCUUAAGAUCGAGAUCUUGGACCGCAAGAUCCGACAGGGCGAGACGGCAGAGUCUGAUGCUCUAGCUUUGUUGCCUGGCCCGGACUGGGAGGCUUGGACUUUCGUUGCCGUGGUUGCAGCAAACCGUGCAGAUGCUACGGCUGCUGGACUAGUGCUCCGGCCCGUGGUGUUCCCGCCGGCUGCACAGAUGGUCCCCGACUCUCCAAACAGGGAUGACGCUGAAGCUUCCAGUCCGCCUGAGACGGAGACGGAGAAAAAAGCGGUGGUGCUUUCAAGCUACACCCCGGCCACCACGCUCUUCCUGCAGACCAAAGGUAAACGUGCAGGUGUGCUUUGUGUUCACCGUGCUACUUGGAUCAAAGUGGAAGGCACAAGUGUGGAAGGCUACGAGCAUUUGUUCCGCAUCGCGGAGGUGUGGCCUUUGCUGUCCCGCAAACAGCAGUUCACAAACUGGUUCACGAAGAAAGAGACGAUGAUGGCCAGGCUUUCUCGGAAGUGGUCCGUUGACUGCGACCUCCACAUCCCCAGAAAGUUGGGGUACAAAGGUAAGCAGCUCUCAGCAGGUGCAGGGAAGCUGCGGCUGUCUUUCGAUGGGGUUGCCUCAGCUCUCCAGGUCAAGGGCUGCAAGAAGACUUUGAAGGACGGCUGCCUAUCCGGCUUCGAUCUUCUGAUCAGCACUUUGCGAUGUCUUGCUUUCGACUUGGAUUUGGCGGCAUGGGAGAGAUGCUUGAAAUUCCUCGGCAUCCAAUCUAGGAGCUUGCAGAUGGCCUGGCCGGCAAAAUGGUUGAUGACAGCCGCCGUGCUCCAUUCGUUGGAGCUGCUGGACAUUGAGCUGAAGCCGGGCAAAGUUGGGUACCCAAGUGCCGACCCGAAAGAAGGCAUUCAGCGACGGUAUCAUGAUGGCAAGCCCUAUAUGUAUGAUGUGAACAAGGGCGAUGGUGUAUGGCUGAGCCUGGAUGAUGAUGAUAGAGUCCGCAUCAUUUUGAACCCUGAUGAAGGGUCGGCGCUUUUCGCCGGUUUUCAGUUCCUGGCGAAUCUGCAGUUGCCUGUGGCUUUCCGACGGGACGAACUGCACCUGGGUCGCCGUAGUCAGUGUCCAACCAUGAUGGGUGAAGACUGUGCAAGAAUGAUCGUGAAGAUGGGGUGUAGUUGGGCUCGGAAGUUGGCAUUCCACUUGCAGGCACAAGCUGAGCACUCACUUUCGUCGAGUGUUCAAUGCCUCUGCUGGUCUGAAGCGAGCCUGGGAUGCCAUUUAUUUGACAGACAGGGCUUGGGUAGUGAAUACGAGGAGUUGCUUUUUGAUCCUAGGGUAUGUGCAUAA